Crotalus tigris (Tiger rattlesnake) is the source of this 2223-nucleotide messenger RNA. Its product is annotated as vomeronasal type-2 receptor 26-like. Gene Ontology annotation, molecular function: G protein-coupled receptor activity. Lineage: Eukaryota; Metazoa; Chordata; Lepidosauria; Squamata; Viperidae. The record is from RefSeq and is a predicted model, not a curated record. Bases 1 to 2223 code for a protein of 740 amino acids. Gene Ontology annotation, biological process: G protein-coupled receptor signaling pathway. The transcript is spliced from 6 exons. Gene Ontology annotation, cellular component: membrane.
AUGAACAAGAUAAUAAUGAUUAGAUUUGAGACAUUAGAUCAAAGAAAGCUGAAGGGCUGCCUUAGUAAGCCUUCCAUAGUUUCACCGAGGGUUAUAACUCAGAACUACCAGCAUAUUCUUGCCUUGGUCUUUGCCAUAAAGGAAAUCAAUGAAGAUCCCCAUAUCCUACCCAAUAUCACCCUCGGAUUCCAUAUCUAUGAUAGCCAUAGCAAUACCAGGUGGACUUGGAUUGGAUUUUACACUGCAACUGGAAUUAAUCCAGAAUGGAUUUUUCAAGUUAUGGUUCCAGAAUUUGCCACUCAUGGCAUUUGCUUUGAUUUUAUAGAGACAAUCUACAAUGUAGGCAUGGAUAUUGACUUUGGGGGUAUAAAGAAAUGGGCAUUUACAAUAUGGAAUAGAAUCAUGACCAGCACAGCCAAUGUAUUUCUCCUGUUUGGUGAUCUUCGCACUCUUGUGGUUUUUGACUGGUUGCUUUCUAUAGAACAAGACAGUGAGAUAACAAACAGUAUAAAGGGUAAAGUGUGGAUUUUGAUUGUCCAGUUAGAGCUUAAAAACUAUGGUAAUGAAGAAGAACUGAAAGUUGCUAAGCAGGUCUACCAUGGUGCUUUAUCCUUGGCUGUCCAUUCCAGUGAGCUGCCAGGAUUUCAGGAAUUUAUUCAGGAUAGAAAGCCUUCCAAUGCAAAAGAAGAUUAUUUCAUAAGGGACUUUUGGUCUUACGGUUUUGGCUGCACCUUCCCCAACUGGGUUUUGAACCAUACAAACAGUGGUUUCUGCUCUGGACUAGAGAGACUGGAGAAUGUUCCUGAAAAAUAUUUUGAAAAAAACAUUACUGGACAUAGCUAUAGCAUCUAUAAUGCUGUCUUUGCUGUGGCUCAUGCUUUGCAUGUCAUGUAUUCAUCCCAAUUCAAACACAAAAGAAUGGUGGAGAAGGAGAGAUUUACAUUUCUGCUUGAAAAGCCAUGGGAGCUCUUCCAUUUUCUGAAACAAGUGUCUUUUAAUAAUACCAUAGGGGACAAAGUUUCCUUUGAUCAGCAUGGUAUUUUUCUAACAGCAUUUGAUGUCAUGAACUGGGUUUUGUUUCCAAACCACUCUUUUACUAGAGUAAAAGUUGGAAUGAUCAAUUCUCAACAUCAAGGACAUCAAAAAGUCAUUAUGAAUGAAAAACCCAUUGUAUGGCACUAUUGGUUUAACCAGGUGCAACCUCUCUCAGUUUGUAAUGACAAGUGCCAACCUGGUUACAGGAAGCAAAAGAAAGAAGGGGAGCUCUUCUGCUGCUAUGAUUGCAGUCCCUGCCCAGAAGGCAAAAUUUCUGAGUGGGAAGAUAUGCCUGAUUGUGUUGAGUGCAAAGAUGAACUUUAUCCAAACAAAUAUCAGAAUAUCUGCAUCCCCAAAAUUGUAACCUUUUUAUCCUAUAAAGAACCUAUGGGGAUGGGUUUAGCAACUGCAGCUCUUUUCCUUGCUCUGAUCACUGCUAUUUUGCUAAAAACAUUUGUACUAUAUCACAAUACUCCCAUUGUCAAAGCCAAUAACCGAGACCUCACUUUCACUCUUCUUAUCUCUCUUCUGCUUUGCUUCCUUUCUACAUUGCUUUUUAUUGGGCAACCUCAGAAAGUGAUAUGUGUCCUGCAGCAAUCAGUUUUUGGCAUUGUCUUUUCAGUGGCUGUUUCUUCAGUAUUGGCCAAAACCAUCACUGUGGUUCUGGCAUUCAUGGCCACCCAACCAGGGACAAAGAGGACUAGAUGGAUGGGGAAAGGGCUGGCCAGUUCCAUUGUUAUUUCAUGUUCUCUUCUUCAAGUAGGCAUUUGUACCAUGUGGCUUUCAACUAGUCCCCCAUUCCCAGAUGCUAAUAUGCACUCAGGAAUGGGUGAAAUUACCCUGCAAUGUAAUGAGGCAUCUCCUAUCAUGUUUUACACUGUGAUUGGCUACAUGGGCUUUUUAGCCAUUGCCAGCUUCAUAGUAGCUUUUUUUGCCAGGAAUUUACCUGAUACUUUCAAUGAAGCCAAAUUUAUCACUUUCAGCAUGUUAGUGUUCUGCAGUGUGUGGUUAUCAUUUGUUCCAACCUAUCUGAGCACCAAAGGAAAAUACAUGGUUGCUGUGGAGAUUUUCUCUAUUUUAGCUUCCAGUGCUGGAUUGCUGAGUUUCAUAUUUUUCCCCAAAUGGUACAUUAUUGUUGUCAGGCCUGAACUGAACAACCGAGAGCAACUUAAAUGGAGAAACCACUGA